Messenger RNA from Ceutorhynchus assimilis (cabbage seed weevil), 8716 nucleotides. The record is from the annotation of a GenBank genome assembly. NCBI's taxonomy places the organism in Eukaryota, Metazoa, Arthropoda, Insecta, Coleoptera, Curculionidae.
GUCCGAUGCCAUUUCGGUAGAAAUACUGAAAUUUCGGUAGCUUCGACAACACUGUCGGGAAGAAAUAAAUUUUUGGGUGACCUGAAUAGUGGACGCACGAGGCGUUGUACGGAAUCGAUCCAUAAAUAUGUGGUGAGCAUUCUUGUUGUUAACUACUACUCUACAACAACACGUGGACUGCCUCGACCUCGAAAUGAAUUUUUUAAAAUUUCCAUCCACACUGAGCACAUGAGCAGCGCACGAGCAGUUGCCUCACUUUGAUGUACCGCCAACAGUUGGAUCGGGUCGAGGCCAAAUGCAUGCGGGUUCAAACAAAUUUGCACGCCUCGUUCAGACGUACACAUACGUAUGCUCAUGCGUCCUCGGGCUGCCUCAUUCGCGUUCGUGCUCAUAUGCGUACCCAGCUUAAUCCGUAUUUUCCAACCAGUUAUAACCGUUCAACCUCUACCAUAUAAACGUACACGCCGAUAAAAUAUUUCAAACAGUUUCGUGCCCACGUAAUCGUGUUCAUGUCCUUGUUCAUUACACAGGAAAAAAAGAUAAAUUCGAAGACGCAAAGCAAGCAUCGACCGGAAACACAUGGGAUACAGUGGGGUACGGCAAAAAUUCAAAAAUUCAUUCCAGUGGUCGAUACUGGCGGUGGCAGACGGUGAAUUUUGAGGUUCGGCGUUCAACGAUAAAUAAACUGAAAUAAUUAUUAUUAUUAUUGGACUAUAAAUAAUUACAUCGAUUUUCUAUCUUUGCUAAUUGGAAAUUUGGCUUUUUUUGUUUAGUGUCUUUUUGGUGUCAAGUGCCCUAGAAUUUCAAAAUCAGAAUUCAGGACUGUUUUGGUUUUAAAAAACUUUUGGGAAUUAGAUGGCAGCUCCGUGGCAGGCCCCGGGUGCUCAGGGCCUGUACGACCCCUCGUUCGAAAAAGAGGCAUGCGGCGUAGGCUUCGUGGUAGCCAUCGAUGGCCGUAGGGACAAAAAAAUUGUCCGAGAUGCCCAACGAUUGGCCGUAUCCAUGAACCAUCGAGGCGCGUGCGCCUGCGACAAUGAUACUGGUGACGGCGCCGGCGUACUUACCGCCAUACCUCACGAUUUUUAUACGGCGAAACUUAAAGACGAGCAAAAUGUCCAACUGCCACCAUUCGGUCGUUACGCCACUGGAAUAUUCUUCCUGGACAAGUUGCACCAUCAAGAAUCCGAAACCAAGUUUGGUGCUCUGGCAGAGGAGCUGGAUUUGUCCGUGUUGGCUUGGCGUACUGUCCCAACCAAUAAUUCCGCCAUAGGAGCUGUAGCUAAAAGUUCUGAGCCGUUCAUGCGUCAAGUUUUCAUAGUUCCGAAAGCAUCGUUAGAAAAUGUCCCAGAGCAAGAAUUGGACCGUACCUUUUUCGUUUUAAGGAAAAGAGCGAGCCACGAGAUCCCAGCUCCGGCAAAGAGAUUCUAUAUUUGCUCGUUGAGCCGAAGAACGGUGGUUUAUAAAGGUCAGCUAACCUCGGAUCAGUUGUGGUCUUAUUUCCCCGAUCUUCUGGACCCUUUAUAUGAUACUUAUUUGGCUCUGGUACAUACCAGAUUCAGUACUAACACGUUUCCUAGUUGGGAAAGGGCGCAUCCUUUAAGGAUGAUAGCUCACAAUGGUGAAAUUAAUACGCUUCGGGGCAACGUCAAUUGCAUGAAAGGCAGAGAAGGCGUAAUGAAAAACGAAUAUUUUGGAGAAAAAUUAAAACAGCUUUUCCCAGUAGUUGAACCGAAUUUAUCGGACAGUGGUUCCGCAGAUUGCGUUUUGGAAUUUUUGGUGCACGCAGGUCAGCGCAAGUUACCGGAAGCAGUGAUGACCAUGGUUCCGGAAGCUUGGCAAAACGAUCCGACAAUGCCGGAAGAGAAACGCAACUUUUACCAUUGGGCCGCUUGCACGAUGGAACCUUGGGAUGGACCUGCACUUAUUUCCUUCACUGAUGGGCGAUUCAUUGGUGCCACUUUAGAUAGGAACGGGCUGAGACCUUCCAGAUUUUAUAUUACCAAAGAUAAUAUUAUGGUUAUGGCUAGUGAGGUUGGUGUGUACGAUGUAGACCCAGCCAAUGUUAUUUUAAAAAGCCGCUUGAAGCCUGGUAGAAUGCUACUAGUGGACACAGUGGAAAAAUCUGUUAUUCAAGAUGUGGAAUUGAAACACCAAAUUGCUCUGUCUCGGCCUCAUGCUGAAUGGCUUAGAGAACAGAUCUCGAUGGAAGAAUUAAGAAAAGCCCAUUUGGAUGCAGGACGUCAGGCUAAACCCAAAUAUGAACCCAGCGGACUAGGAGACAAACGAUUACCUUUAUAUGGAUACUCUACAGAAACUAUUCAUAUACUGUUGCUUCCUAUGAUCAAUAAUAAAAAAGAAGCUUUAGGUAGCAUGGGUAACGACGCACCAUUGGCUUGCCUUUCAAAUUUCUCUCCUCUCGUUUACGAAUACUUUAAGCAAUUAUUCGCGCAAGUCACAAACCCACCCAUUGACCCAUUUCGUGAAAAAAAUGUUAUGUCUUUACAAUGUCCCAUUGGUCCAGAAGCUAAUAUUUUGGAACCUAACGCGAAACAGGUGCAUAGAUUGUGGUUGAAAAACCCUGUAAUAUCUAUUUCGGACUUGGACAUGUUCAAACAAGUCACCCAUAGAGGAUGGACAUCUCACGUAAUCGACAUAACAUUCCCCGUAGAAACAGGAGUAGAAGGUUUCAUAAAGAAAAUUGAAGAAAUUUGCGAGGAAGCUGAUGAAGCUGCCAAAAAAAAUCAAAUCAUAAUUCUCUCGGACAGAUUGACCAGCAAAGACAAAGUGCCUGUAAGCAGUUUGUUAGCUUUAGGCGCCACCCAUCAUCACUUAAUCGAAACUCGCCGUCGUAUGAAAGUAGCUUUAAUUGUCGAAAGCGCGGAAGCCAGAGAAGUGCAUCAUAUCUGCGUGCUGUUGGGUUAUGGGGCUGAUGCCAUCUGCCCCUAUUUAGCUUUGGAGUUAGCCUCUAGCCUCAGAGACCAGGGGAUUUUGGACACCAGUUUGACUGACGAAGCUAUUUAUCAGAAUUAUGCUCAGGCGAUGCAAACGGGUAUUAGCAAGGUUAUGGCUAAAAUGGGCAUUUCAACGUUGCAGUCUUAUAAAGGAGCUCAAAUAUUUGAGGCUGUUGGUUUGGCCGAGGACGUUGUUGAAAAGUGUUUUAAAGGAACACCUUCAAGAAUUGGUGGCGUUAGUCUGGAAUUAUUGGCAGCAGAAGCAUUCGAAAGGCAUAAAAAUGCCUAUCGGCACUCUACCGAUGCUCAGAUUCUCAGAGACGCCGGCAAAUACCAUUGGCGUGCGGGCGGCGAAAAGCAUCUGAACGAACCGGCCAGCAUAGCCUCGCUCCAAGAAUCCGCAAUAAAUAAAAAUAAAUCUGCUUACAAUAAAUUCAUUGAGAGCACAAUGCAAUCUGUGAAAGAUUGCAUGUUGAGAGGCCGAUUUGAACUCAGGACUUUGGAUCAGGCGUUGCCUUUGGACGAAAUCGAACCCGCUUCAGAAAUCGUUAAACGAUUUGCUACUGGAGCUAUGAGUUUCGGUUCUAUUAGUUUGGAAGCGCAUCAAACUUUGGCUGUUGCGAUGAACAAGUUAGGCGGCAAAAGUAACACAGGUGAAGGCGGCGAAGAUCCAGAAAGAUACCUGGACGCUCAAAAAAGAUCGGCAAUCAAACAAGUAGCUUCAGGCCGAUUCGGAGUAACUUCCUCUUACUUGGCCCACGCUGACGAUUUACAAAUCAAAAUGGCUCAGGGAGCCAAGCCCGGCGAAGGCGGUGAAUUGCCCGGCUAUAAAGUUUCUCCUGAAAUCGCCAAAACUCGUCACUCCGUACCUGGGGUGGGUCUAAUUUCUCCACCGCCUCAUCACGACAUUUACUCAAUCGAAGAUUUGGCAGAAUUAAUUUAUGACUUGAAAUGUGCCAAUCCUCAAGCGAGAAUUUCAGUGAAAUUAGUAUCAGAAGUGGGAGUUGGAGUUGUUGCGAGUGGCGUUGCCAAAGGCAAAGCCGAACACAUUGUAGUGUCAGGUCACGACGGUGGUACUGGAGCUAGUUCGUGGACUGGCAUUAAGAACGCAGGUUUACCUUGGGAAUUAGGCAUAGCCGAAACCCAUCAAGUUUUAGUGUUGAACAACCUCAGAUCCAGAAUAGUUUUACAAGCGGACGGACAAAUACGUACAGGUUUUGACGUUGUAGUGGCCGCUUUAUUAGGUGCAGAUGAAAUCGGCUUGAGUACAGCCCCCUUAAUCGCUAUGGGUUGUACCAUGAUGAGAAAAUGUCACUUGAAUACUUGUCCUGUAGGAGUAGCCACUCAAGAUCCUGUAUUAAGAAAAAAAUUCACUGGACAACCUGAGCAUGUUAUAAACUACCUAUUUAUGUUGGCUGAAGAAAUUAGGGAGUAUAUGGCUAAAUUGGGCGUGAGGACGUUUCAAGAACUAGUAGGGCGGACCGAUUUACUGAAAGCUAUCGAAACAGGAUCUAUGAAAUCAAAAAUGCUUAAUUUAAACUUAAUUUUACAAAACGCCUUACACAUGAGACCAGGAGUUAACAUUAAAGGUGGCUCCGAAACUCAAGAUUUUCAAUUAGAGCAAAGGCUCGAUAAUCAACUUAUUGAUUUAGCAAAACCAGUAAUUGAAGGCCUUCAAGAUACCUUGGAUGUUGAAAUGAGGAUUAAAAAUGAAGAUAGAGCUUUUGGUUCCACAUUGAGCUACCAUAUUUCGAUGAAAUACAAUGAAGAAGGCCUCCCUGAGGGAAAAUCUAUUAAUAUUAAACUUACUGGAUCAGCUGGGCAAAGUUUUGGAGCCUUCCUUGCAAAAGGGGUUCAUAUAACUUUAGAAGGAGAUGCAAAUGAUUACGUAGGCAAAGGCCUUUCAGGUGGCCAAAUUGUAAUUUACCCUCCCAAAACUUCUCCAUUCGAAUCUCAUUUGAAUGUAAUUGCUGGCAAUGUUUGUUUAUAUGGAGCCACUACGGGAAGAGCUUAUUUUAGAGGCAUUGCCUCUGAGAGAUUUGCUGUCAGAAAUUCCGGAGCCAUAGCGGUUGUUGAAGGCGUAGGCGAUCACGGUUGUGAAUACAUGACAGGUGGUACAGUUUUGAUCCUAGGUUUAACUGGACGUAAUUUUGCUGCAGGCAUGUCAGGGGGCAUAGCUUAUGUUUGGGAUGUAGAUGGGAAAUUCUCUACAAAAUGCAACAUGGAAAUGGUUGAACUGUGCAAACUAGAAGACCGUGAAGAUUUGGGUGUAGUCAAACAAUUAUUGAAAGAGUUUGAAGAGUAUACUGGAAGCUUAAUUGCCAAGCAACUACUUACAGAAUUUGAUUCAAGAAUGAAAGAGUUUGUCAAAGUGUUCCCUUACGAAUACCAACGAGCUUUGAAGCAAAAAUCUAUCGAACCGACUGCAGUAAUAACACAGCCAAAUGAACCUAAAAUUCAGGAUAUUGAAGAUACGUUAGGCGACGGGCAAGAGCUUAAAAAAGCUGAAAGAGCUUUGGAUAAACUUAGAGGUUUCAUGAAAUAUCCUAGAGAGACCGGUAUGUAUAGGCCUGCAGAAAAACGUAUGAAAGAUUGGGAUGAGAUUUACAACUUCCAACAUGUGAGGAAAGGUUUGAGAGUGCAAGCAGCGCGUUGCAUGGAAUGUGGAGUACCAUUCUGCCAAUCAAAUUCGCACGGUUGUCCUCUAGGAAACAUCAUUCCCAAAUGGAAUCUUUUGGUGUUCCAAAACCAAUGGCGACAAGCCUUAAAUCAACUUUUACAAACCAACAAUUUCCCGGAAUUCACCGGAAGGGUUUGUCCGGCGCCUUGCGAGGCAGCCUGCGUUUUAGGCAUUUCCGAACCGAGCGUUACAAUUAAAAAUAUCGAAUGCUCAAUCAUCGACCACGCUUUCGAAAACGGCUGGAUUGUACCGCAAAAACCUGCGACUCAAACUGGCAAAAAGGUUGUCGUUGUUGGUUCGGGACCCGCUGGUUUGGCUUGCGCCCAUCAGCUUAAUAAAGCUGGACACAGUGUGACUGUGUUUGAAAGAAAUGACAGGAUUGGCGGGUUGCUGCAAUACGGUAUUCCAACGAUGAAGCUGAGCAAACAGGUUGUUCAAAGACGAGUGGAUCUUUUGGCAGCUGAAGGUAUUGUGUUUAAGACUAACGUUAAUGUUGGCAAGGAUAUAUCGGCAAAGGAGCUUAGCGAAGAAAAUGACGCUGUUGUCUUGUGUACUGGUGCUACGUGGCCUAGAGAUUUACCUCUACCAGGUCGCCAGCUUAACGGUAUCCACUUCGCCAUGGAGUUCCUCGAAAGUUGGCAAAAGAAACAAGGAGGUGCGAAAAUGGAAGGCCCCCUCGCCAAAGAUAAACACGUCAUCAUCAUAGGCGGUGGAGACACUGGAUGCGAUUGCAUAGCAACUUCUUUACGUCAAGGAGCCGCUUCCAUUACGACAUUCGAAAUCCUUCCGGAACCAGGCCCGAAACGAUCCAACGAUAACCCGUGGCCUCAAUGGCCUAGAAUCUUCCGAGUAGAUUACGGACAUGACGAAGUCAAAGUUCGAUUCGGUUCUGAUCCUCGUAUAUUUAGUAUUAUGACGCAAGAAUUUUUGGACGAUGGCAAUGGACACGUGAGCGGUGUUAAAACUGUCAACGUGGAAUGGACCAAAGACGAUACAGGUAGAUGGCAAAUGAAUACCGUGCCUGGAACUGAAAAAGUAAUUAAAGCUGACUUGGUGCUGCUUGCUAUGGGAUUUUUGGGACCCGAACGAGCUAUCGGGGAUCAAUUAGAACUAGAACUGGAUCCUAGAUCGAAUUUUAAUACUACAAAUUACAGGACUAGUGUAAAUAAUGUUUUUGCCGCUGGUGAUUGCAAACGAGGUCAAUCUUUGGUGGUAUGGGCCAUUUCUGAAGGACGUCAAGCUGCUAGGGCAGUAGACGAAUUCCUAAAUGACGGUAUAACUACCCUUCCAGGACCUGGAGGGAUUAUUCAGCCGACUCUUCCAGCAAUGCACUGUCCCGUAUAAAAAUAAAUUAAUAUUUUGUGAGGAAAUAAAUAAGUUACCAGAAUUGAUUUGCAUCCAGUCAACUUUUGUAACUUAUUCAAGCGAUCUUUGACUAGAAAAAAAAAACAAUAAUAAAUUAUUAUUAGAUAUCUAUUGUUCCCCAAAAAUAAAUGUAAUUUUGGGCCCAAAAAAAAAAAAAUAAAAAAAAUUCCCUACAAAAAAUGUCUUGUGAUGCUUUACAUUUAGCAAUGUGAAUCAUCACAAAGCUACUGUUAAGUUUAACUCUGAGAGUUAUCAAACACAUUAGUACAAAAAAAAAAUUAAAUUAUUCAUGUAUACAGGGUGUAUAUUUUAAGUGAUACCACUAUUGCUAUAUCCGAAACGGUAAGAGCUACAAGGUUGGUUAAAUUAGGAAAAAAUUGCCUUUUUUGAUGCUCAUUUAAGACUCGUUUACAGUGUUGCCAAAUUUUUUUUGGUUUAUGAAAUACAGGGUGAUUUCUAAGAAACGCCCAAAACUAUUUCAUCAAUUAUUUUGAAAACUAUUAAUUUUCGAGACACAAUUUAAAUUUGAAAGUUUUUUAAUUUUUCUCGCUCUACAACAUGGUGUCAUCAAAUUUCAAAUCCGAUGUUUCGUAAUCGAGCUACCAUCAUCAACUUCAUUUUUUUAAAUACGGACCUGGAUUUUUUAUGUCAUAUUUAGAAAGCGCCUUUUAUUCCCUUUGUAAAAAUGACAUAAAAAGACCAGGUCCGUAUUAAAAAAAAUGAAGUUGAUGAUGGAAGCUCGAUCACGAAACGUCGGAUUUAAAAUUUGAAGAUACCAUGUUGUAGAGCGAAAAAAAUUAUAAAACUUUCAAAUUUAAAUUGUGUCUCGAAUAUCAAUAGUUUUUGAACUAGUUGGUGAAAUAGUUUUUGGCGUUUUUAAGAAAUCACCCUGUAUUUCAUAAACUAAAAGGAAUUUGACAACACUGUAAACAAGUUUUGAAUGGGCAUCAAAAAAGGCAACUUUUAUCUAAUUUAACCGACAUUGUAGCUCUUGCCGUUUCGGAUAUAGUAAUAGUGGUAUCACUUAAAAUAUACACCCUGUAUGUAUCCCAUCAAAGUCGCAAAGCUUUAUUUUUCGUUUAUUCCCAGAACUUAAGUGAGACAAAAAUAAUUCUAGCCUUAGUUACUGAAGACAAUAAUAAACUCGCUGAAAUGUGAUGCGACGUUAUAGGAGUAGGGCCGCCAAAAUAAUACAGUUUUAAAUACAUAUUAUAGAAAAUUCUAAAUUAUUUAUUAGAAAGUUAUGAGGUCUGUUUUAGUGAGAUGACUAUCUGUGUAUAUACAGGCCUUAAUUUGAAGAAAACAAAAUUGUUGUGUAAUUUGAGUUUGUUUUAAGUAUUAUUAAAUUACUUAACUAUAAUUUGCUUUUUGUCUUUGUUAAUUGUUUUUUAAAACUUUUUAAGGGUAUGUUUUUCUACUAGUUGAUUUUUUUAAAUAAUAAUAAUUGUUAUUUUGAUUUACGCUUAAUAUUAGUAUUUAGUAGCUGAAAACAUACCAAGUGCAUCUCCAUCUAUUUAUAGUCUACAUACUGAAAAGCAGAUAUUUUUGAAAAUAAAUAAAGCACAUUUAAUUGCAAAAAAGUACAAAUACAUAAUAUUCACUUUGUAUAAGAUGCACUUGAAAAUUUUGAUGAAUGUUUUAUUGUUCCAAAGCAACUAUUGUACUGUAGAGUUCAUAGUCAAUAUUAAAUAAAAAUAGAUGUUGUUACUACUGCAUUAGU